Molecule: messenger RNA, 2606 nt
Organism: Cornus florida
Lineage: Eukaryota; Viridiplantae; Streptophyta; Magnoliopsida; Cornales; Cornaceae
Product: serine/threonine protein phosphatase 2A regulatory subunit B''beta-like
Exons: 13
Coding region: 497-2110 (537 amino acids)
Biological process (GO): protein dephosphorylation
Cellular component (GO): protein phosphatase type 2A complex
Molecular function (GO): protein phosphatase regulator activity; calcium ion binding
Source: RefSeq, a predicted model, not a curated record
AUUAUUCACUUUACUCCCUUCCCUUUCCUUGCAAAUCGUUCGAUCAAAUUUCUUUCCUUUCCUUUUCUUUUCCUUUCAUUCUAUUUCGUUCAAUCAAAUCUCUCUCUAUUUGAAGGUUUCUAGGUCUGCCAGAUUCCCUGUAAAUUGGAUUCUCCCGACUCCUGGUAAAAUUUGAAUCUGUGGUUUUCUAUAAACUCCGUCCUUCGAAAUCGGUUCUGCAUAUUUGAUUGCAAGUUCAAUUCUCAAUUGACGAAAUCUUCACUUCUCAGUAGUUUCAGAGCUUCAAAUCUGCUGAAAUUUCUGAUAGUGAUCACAUUUAUAAGCUUUUCAAGUUGAAAUUCUAGGUUUUGAUGAUCUGAACUCGAAUUCGAAUGAAGUGGGUCGUCUUGAGCUAUGGUUGUUUGUUUAGUGUUGUGGACAGUGUUUUCAAGAUCUGAAGAUUGUAUUUGAAUAUAUAUAUUUUUUUAUUGGAUGAGAUAUUGAAUUUGGGGUUGCUAUGGAUAUGGAUUUCAAUGGGGAUGUGGCGUGUCUUGACGCUGAAUUGCUGCAGCUCCCGGAGGUAUCUCCUUUGUCCAUUAAUUCAAACCCUUAUAUUGCUGAGAAGCUGUUUGAGCAGUGGCUUUCACUUCCCGAGACUGCUCUAUUGGUUAAAUCUUUGCUUAACAAUGCAAAGGCAGGUGCUCCCUUGAAUGUCCCUGGAACAUCUUCUAGCCCAAAAGCUGCUUCAAGCAAUUCAUUACCUUCCAUGUUUCCUGCUGGCAGUACUCCUCCUCUUUCACCAAGAAGUUCAUCCGGUUCUCCUCGCUUUGCAAAACAGAGGGCGGGUCCUUCUGCUUUAGGUUCUCCUCUAAAAUUAGUGAGUGAGCCUGUAAGAGAACCGAUACCUCAGUUUUACUUUCAAAAUGGUUGUCCACCACCGAAUGAGAUAAGAGAUCGAUGUUUGUUUAGAAUCAAUCAGUUUUUUUAUGGUCACAUGGAAGGACUACAUAUACAUGAAUUUAAACUAGUUGUGAGGGAAAUUUGCAAGCUGCCUUCAUUCUUUUCCACCACUCUUUUUAGGAAGAUUGACAUCAAUUGCACUGGCAUUGUGACCAGGGAUGCAUUUGUUCAUUAUUGGAUCAAUGGCAACCUGUUGACGAUGGAUUUAGCUACUCAAAUAUUUACAAUCUUAAAGCAGCCGGAUCUCAAAUACCUUACUCAGGGUGACUUCAAACCCCUGCUUCAAGAAUUACUGGCAACUCAUCCAGGAUUGGAGUUCUUACAGAACACACCUGAAUUUCAGGAAAGAUACGCUGAAACUGUGAUCUACAGAAUUUUUUACUACGUGAAUAGAUUGGGUAAUAAUCGUCUUACCCUCAAGGAGCUAAGACGGGGAGACUUGAUUGCUGCAAUGCAACAUGCAGACGAGGAAGAGGACAUCAACAAGGUUUUGAGGUACUUCUCUUAUGAGCACUUCUAUGUGAUCUACUGCAAGUUUUGGGAGCUAGAUACAGAUCAUGAUUUCUUGAUUGAUAAAGAGAACCUUAUCAGAUAUGGUAACCAUGCUCUUACCUACAGGAUCGUCGAUAGAAUAUUUUCCCAGGUUCCAAGAAAGUUUACCAGUAAGGUUGAGGGCAAGAUGGGAUAUGAAGAUUUUGUUUACUUCAUACUCUCAGAGGAGGAUAAAUCAUCUGAGCCUAGUCUUGAAUACUGGUUUAAGUGCAUAGAUUUGGACGGAAACGGUGUUCUAACAAGGAAUGAAAUGCAAUUCUUUUAUGAGGAGCAGUUGCACCGAAUGGAAUGCAUGGCCCAGGAACCCAUGCUCUUUGAGGAUAUUUUGUGUCAAAUAGUUGACAUGGUUGGACCAGAGAAUGAGAGCUACUUCACACUACGUGAUGUGAAAGGUAGUAAACUUUCAGGCGGCGUUUUCAAUAUCCUGUUUAACCUUAACAAGUUCAUGGCCUUUGAAACUCGUGAUCCAUUCCUAAUUCGUCAGGAGCGCGAGAAUCCAACCUUGACAGAGUGGGAUCGCUUUGCACACAGGGAAUAUAUUAGGCUUUCAAUGGAAGAAGAUGCUGCAUCCAAUGGAAGUGCAGAUGUUUGGGAUGAAUCACUCGAGGCACCCUUUUAAGUUGUAGCAGGUGUCUUAUGAGGAGCCUUAAGUUCUUACUGCAAGCUGGUAACUAGAUGUCAAAACGGCAAUUUCGCUGGGACGUAGACUAUCAGCAAACGUCUUCAACCCAUGAGAGAAAUUCUGAAGUUACUCGAGUCAGAUGUUUAUGUGAUCUGUGGAUAUGGUAGUCUGACCCGGGAAAAGAGUUGAAAGUGCUGUGUUCGAGUGGAAGCCUCUAAUUAGAAUGCCGAAGGCCUUGGUGAGAUGGGCUAGUUGAUGACAGGUGAUUAAUCAGAAACAGUCGAGGGAAGAUCUCAAUGUUUAGCACCUUCUGUUGAUUCUUCCCCACCUUUUUUUUUUUUUUUUGUCUCAAGUUCUUGUUGGUGAUCGUAACGUUUUUUUAUGGAGGGAUCAGUUGGUGAAUGGUUGACUGUUGUGUCCUCUGUUAUUGUAUCAUAAUAUAUAUAUAUAGUGGAAUAUAAUAUAAAAAUGUAGCUUCGGUUGGAUGUGUGUA